Nannospalax galili (Upper Galilee mountains blind mole rat) is the source of this 1286-nucleotide messenger RNA. RefSeq names its product succinate dehydrogenase complex subunit C (gene Sdhc). Bases 71 to 580 code for a protein of 169 amino acids. Lineage: Eukaryota; Metazoa; Chordata; Mammalia; Rodentia; Spalacidae. Gene Ontology annotation, biological process: tricarboxylic acid cycle; mitochondrial electron transport, succinate to ubiquinone. Gene Ontology annotation, molecular function: succinate dehydrogenase activity; electron transfer activity. The transcript is spliced from 6 exons. The record is from RefSeq and is a predicted model, not a curated record. Gene Ontology annotation, cellular component: membrane.
GUCCUCCCCUCUCCGCCCCCGCCCACGGGGCGGGACGUUUGCAUCACUUCCGUCCAGGCCGGAACCCAAGAUGGCUGUGCUGUUGCUGAGACAUGUUGGCCGUCAUUGCCUCCGAGCCCACCUUAAUCCUCAGCUUUGUGUGAAAAAUGCUGUUCCUUUGGGAACCACAGCCAAAGAAGAGAUGGAGCGGUUCUGGAAAAAGAACACCGCUUCAAACCGUCCAGUUUCUCCCCAUCUCACUAUCUAUAAUUGGUCUCUUCCGAUGGUAAUGUCCAUUUGCCACCGUGGCACUGGUAUGGCCAUGGCUGGAGCAGUCUCCCUUUUUGGCUUGUCCUCACUGUUGCUUCCUUGGAACUUUGAGUCUUAUUUGGAAUUUGUGAAGUCUCUGAGUUUGGGGCCAGCACUGAUCUACACAGCUAAAUUUGCACUUGUCUUCCCGCUCACGUAUCAUGCUGGUAAUGGGAUCAGGCACUUGAUGUGGGACCUAGGCAAAGGCCUGGCAAUUCCCCAAGUCUACCAGUCGGGAGUGGCUGUCUUGGUUCUUAGUGUGUUGUCCUCUGUAGUGCUGGCAGCCAUGUGAAGAGCUGAAGUUCUGGGCAUCGUCUUGUACAUUAUUACAUUGAUUUAUAUUCCUAUUCAUCACUCUUUAUCUCCAACCAACAGAGUUCUCUUGAUUGGUUUAGGUGCUCUUGUGCUUGCAGAUCCCUUUGGAGCUUUGUAGAGUAGCUUGUAGAACUAUAGAACUAGUAGAAGUUCCAGUUUUCUUAUCUCUUAGGCUGGAGUGGCUGCAAAUCUUUUCCUGCCCACAGCCUGCAGCCUACUCAGGCCUAGCGGCUCUUACUCCCUCUCCAUAUUGGACUUCAACUUGUGCUGAGGGUCAGCUUUUGGCUCCUUCUCGCUGUGACAGUGAAAACAAUGCCAGUUCUGUGGCUGCCCUGGGUGCCACUGGCUGUGGGUUGCUAGCUUAAAGGACAUUUCUGUUCAUUGGUGAGAGCUUAGGGCCUUUAGCACCCACACAGUAUGACUGUGACACAGUGAAGAAGAAAAGUGGAGGUGGAGGGGAAUUGUCCUACCCAGCUAGAGGGAGAUAAAGAGAGCAAGUUGGAUCGUAGAAGCUGAUGCUUUGGGAAGAUGAGAUACAGCUUUUGAUAGACAAGGAAGAUCCAAAAAAUUAAAGUUUCUGUUCCUUUUGUUUUUCAAUUCUAGAAAGCAAACUUAAUGUCGUGUUUUCUGUUCUAAAUUCAUGUACCAUCUUUUUUGAAACAAUUAAAAUAUUGCUAAUUUUA